Molecule: messenger RNA, 615 nt
Organism: Prunus armeniaca (apricot)
Lineage: Eukaryota; Viridiplantae; Streptophyta; Magnoliopsida; Rosales; Rosaceae
Source: the annotation of a GenBank genome assembly
AUGAAAUGGGCUAUCGAACUCAGUCAAUACGACCUCCUCUACCAGCCGAAGAUUGCUAUAAAAGCCGAAGCUUUAGCAGAUUUUGUUGUAGAGUUUACUUUGACAGCCGAAAAAGAGAAGAUGGUCACGAAAAGCAAGGAAAAAGCAGACGACACCUCCCCUACCGAUUCGAACCUACCUAAACGACAUGUGGUAGUUGCAUGUAGACGAAGCAUCAAAUCACAAAGGAGCGGGAGCAGGAGUCGUCAUAAUCACCCCAGAUGGAACCUUGUUGGAACAAGACUACGCCUAGCGAAAGAACUGUCGAUCAAGAGAUUUGCCAUCUACUCAGACUCCCAGCUGAUCACGAAUCAAGCCUCAGGCGAGUACAUGGCAAAGCAUCCAAGAAUGGUCCAGUACCUCGACAAAGUCCAAGGACUUUUGAAAGAAUUCCUUAUUUUCACCAUCCAACAAGUUCUGCGGGCAGAGAACACUUAUGCAGAUGCGUUGGCGAGCCUAGGAUCAGCACUGGACACCCAGUUUAGAUGCUCCAUCCCAGUUGAACACCUUGACCGGCCAAGCAUCGAAGACAUAAAGCCAAUCAACUUAAUGCAGAUUAAUGAGGACCCCAGCUGA